AGAGCCGCCGCGGCCUCGGCAGCAGCUGCAGCCGGAGCGGCGCGGGGGGCCGGGCCCCCGCCAUGGAGAUCGAGAAGGAGUUCCAGCGGCUGGACCAGGCCGCCAGCUGGCCCGCCAUCUACCAGGACAUAAGGCAUGAAGCCAGUGAUUUUCCAUGUAAAGUGGCCAAACAUCCCAGAAACAAAAAUAGAAAUAGGUACAGAGAUGUCAGCCCCUUUGAUCACAGUCGAAUUAAGCUAAACCAAGGUGACAAUGACUAUAUCAAUGCUAGUUUGAUAAAAAUGGAAGAGGCCCAAAGGAGCUACAUCCUUACCCAGGGACCUUUGCCAAAUACUUGUGGUCACUUUUGGGAGAUGGUUUGGGAACAGAAAAGCCGUGGUGUUGUCAUGUUGAACAGAGUGAUGGAAAAGGGAUCCGUAAAGUGUGCACAGUACUGGCCACGGAAGGAAGAGAAAGAAAUGUUUUUUGAAGAUACAAACUUGAAACUAACCUUGAUAUCUGAAGAUAUCAAAUCCUACUACACAGUACGACAGCUGGAAUUGGAAAACCUGACCAGCCAGGAAACUCGAGAGAUUCUGCACUUUCACUACACCACCUGGCCCGACUUUGGGGUGCCGGAGUCGCCGGCGUCGUUCCUGAAUUUCCUGUUCAAGGUGCGGGAGUCGGGCUCACUGAGCCCCGGGCACGGCCCCGUCGUGGUGCACUGCAGCGCGGGCAUCGGCAGGUCGGGCACCUUCUGCCUGGUGGACACCUGCCUGCUGCUGAUGGACAAACGGAAAGAUCCUUCUUCCGUGGACGUCAAGCAGGUUCUCCUGGAGAUGAGGAAGUACAGGAUGGGGCUCAUCCAGACUGCAGACCAGCUCCGCUUCUCCUACCUAGCUGUUAUUGAAGGGGCAAAAUUCAUCAUGGGAGAUGCUUCAGUGCAAGAGCAGUGGAAGGAGCUCUCCAACGAGGACCUGGAGCCACCCCCUGAGCACACCCCCCCACCUCCCAGGCCCCCGAAGAGAACCUCAGAGAUGCACAACGGGAGGAUGCACGAGCACCCCGAGCUCCUGGGCAAGCCCCAGGCAGUGGAGGAGGAGAUCAGGAGCUCGCUCAGCAGCGUGGAGGAGGCAGCUCCAGACAGCAGGGCCCGCUCGGCUGCGGCCCCCGGCACAGACAGCACUAGUCACGACACUGAAGCCCGGAGGAGAGCGGUGGGGGACAACCCGCGGCUCGCGCCCCGCAAGGAGGAGUCGGUGAAGGAGAGCUCGGAGGAGGAGGAUGAGAGCGUGGUGGCCACUUGGAAGCCCUUCCUCGUGAAUAUCUGCAUGUUCACGUUCCUGACGGCGGGAGCUUACCUGUGCUACAGGGUGUGUUUCCACUGAGGCGGCAGGAGCGCCGCUCGCGCCCGGCUCCGCGGAGCCCCGCCAGGCAGGGCAGCCUCGGCUCAGAGCAGGUAGAUUUAGGGGAAAGGCCAGAACUUUGGCUAGGGCUUCAUGAGAGAAUCGAUGCACUAGGGUUUUAUCCAGCCCUGUGGUCCCAAGAACAUAAUAUUGUAAUCUCAGGGCCUUGAAAUAUUCAGGAGUAAGCAGAGAAAAUGCCAAAUAGUCUAUUUUCCUUUUUUGUUUUCUUUUUUUUUUUUUUAACUAAAUAAUAGAAUUACAACACAUUGUUGUUUUUAGACUUUUUUAAAAAGCCAGUUCAUUUUCUUUUGUUUCAAAAAAACUAGGCACAAGUGAAACUUGCUUGUACUCUCCAAGUGUUGUAACCAAAUACAUGACUUACAUUGACAAGUUCCCAAAAAAAAGAAAAAGAAACCCACAUACCUGAAGAAUGUAAACUUUUGGAAGGGGAGGUGUGUUUGUGGUUGGUUUUUGGCUUGUUUUCUGUCUUUUUUAAAAUUUGCUUCAUCUUUAAAGACUGAGUUGUGGGCAGUGCCUGUGGUAUUGAUAUAUUUAAUCUUGCCAUAACUGUUCUUAAAGAGCUGAUUGUUUUAUUUGUGUUGAUAGAACCAGGCUUCUGCAUUUGCUCAGGGUAUCCCAACACGUCCAGCUCUUUGAUUUUUUUUCUUUUUUUUUUUU
Melospiza melodia melodia is the source of this 2063-nucleotide messenger RNA. It is a transcript of the gene PTPN1, whose product is annotated as protein tyrosine phosphatase non-receptor type 1. The record is from RefSeq and is a predicted model, not a curated record. The coding region runs from base 63 to 1367 and encodes 434 amino acids. Gene Ontology annotation, molecular function: non-membrane spanning protein tyrosine phosphatase activity; protein kinase binding. NCBI's taxonomy places the organism in Eukaryota, Metazoa, Chordata, Aves, Passeriformes, Passerellidae. The transcript is spliced from 9 exons. Gene Ontology annotation, cellular component: early endosome; endoplasmic reticulum; cytoplasm. Gene Ontology annotation, biological process: peptidyl-tyrosine dephosphorylation; negative regulation of PERK-mediated unfolded protein response; negative regulation of ERK1 and ERK2 cascade.